Wyeomyia smithii (pitcher-plant mosquito) is the source of this 1989-nucleotide messenger RNA. It is a transcript of the gene Sans, whose product is annotated as pre-mRNA splicing regulator USH1G. The transcript has 8 exons. Lineage: Eukaryota; Metazoa; Arthropoda; Insecta; Diptera; Culicidae. The record is from RefSeq and is a predicted model, not a curated record. The coding region runs from base 423 to 1880 and encodes 485 amino acids. Gene Ontology annotation, molecular function: protein binding.
UAUAACACCUGAGUGAACAUCUGUAGUACAACUGAACAAUACACAGCGCCCAUUCGUUGUUCCCCGUGCGCCACACUGCAUCAUAGCGCAGUAGUCGUAGUUCGGGAUGCGUGGAAUUUAGACGCGGUGCUAGCAGCAGCUGCUCACGACCUUCUGUUUUGCUACCUUCUGGGUUGCGGUUGUGGCGGUGGAUUAAACCGUUCGUCGUUUGUGAGUACUUCAAACAUAAUUUACCUUCCGGUCGCGGUCGCACUGGUCGUCAUUUUAAUCCAAAGAUCCUGUGUAGGCGAUAAAGCUGAAUAAGUGAAGCGCGGCUGGCCACGGUUCACGGGUGCGGAAUGAACUGCUAGUGUCACAUCGGGUAAAUUAAUCGGCGUUUGUCAAUGACAACGGAAAGAACAACCUGACAGAUAACACAAGUGAUGUCAUCGGAUAGAAUACACAGAGCGGCCAAGGAUGGUCUUCUUGAUGUGCUCAAGGAGGCCACUAGAUCGGAAGCGAACUCCAAAGAUGUAGAUGGCAUGACCCCGGUACUAUGGGCAGCUUUCGAGGGUCGAUUGGAAGCGCUCAAACUACUAGUCGGAAGAGGUGGGGAUCCGGACAAAUCUGAUCAAUUUGGCAACACCGCAUUGCAUCUCGCUGCAGCCAAAGGUCAUAUGCAGUGUGUGGAUUUCCUGGUGCAGUUCGGUGCCAAUCUGUACGCUUUAGAUAUCGAUAAGCAUAGCGCGAAGGACUUAGCGGCCAUCAAUAAUCGGGACAAUAUUCUUCGCUACCUUGAUGCCGCGGCGGCCAAUUUAGAAGCUGUAGAUAAAAAAAAAGCGCGAGACUUUAAAGAAAAAGCAAGGAAAAAGUCAGAAAAACGAGCGCGAGAGUUUGCCAGCAGACAGCAGAAACUCAACCAGGGCCAACACGAUGACACUCGAAUUCGACCGCACCGACCAUCUAAUAUGCUUCAGAUGUUGAAGCAUAAACUUUGGUCCGGGAGUCAAGGAAAUCUGAAAAACUCCCACAAAGAAAAUGCCAACCAUCAGAACGGGACAAAGUUUAGCGCUCUGGUGGGCGGAACUGUCAGUGGAGCUCGAGGAGCAGUAAAAAAGCGAGCAGAGGCUACUAAACUUAAGCAGCAAAUUGAAAAUGGAGGUUUCAAAAUAGGAGAAACGGAACCGACAGGCAAACGCAGUAUACGAUCAAUACAGGGCCUACAGAGGGACUCAGAGAUCUUGUAUGUAGGCACGUAUGGUUCUGCUGAAGACAGCGGUAAACGCGGUAAGCUGAAAGACGUGUUCGAUGUGGACUCUAACGGGUAUGAGGAAGUGGACGACGAGGACAGUGAAAGUGGUGGUUCGAAUGCACACAAAUUUAACACCAUCUCCCGAUCAGUUAGCCAACCCGAUUUCCUAGCGAACCUGAACGACGAUCUUACCAACGACGUUCUGCUACAGUGUAGACCCAGUAUUUUCAACAGACCAUCGGGAAAUUUGGCAAUGACUCGAUCAGUUUCAACAGUGCUAGCAAAUCUGGGAAAUGAACCAUCAAACAACGAAUCCGAUGGAUCUGCAAAAGUUAAAACUAAACUUGGCCCAAUCAAACCUCGUUCACAGUUAGUCAUUUCCGACUCAGAGAGUGACCAUGAGAGCUCCGAUAACGAGGAAAGUGAGUCAUUGGCAAUGUUACGCUUUUUAAUAGCGUUCAAACUUGAUGACUACUACCCAGUUUUUCAGAAAAACGAAAUCGACAUGGAAACAUUGAUGCUUCUUACCGAGGGAGACAUAAAAUCACUAGACCUUCCCAUCGGCCCCCACCGGAAAUUAUGCAAUGCAAUCCAGGAACGAAGAGAAGCUCUGGCUAACCCCGGAACAAUACUAGAUAGCCGACUGUGAGUAGAGCUCUGUGCUGUUUCCGGAUUGCAUUUUAAACAGUACUCCUCCGGUAAUAAUGUAAUGGAUGCACGGUUGAUGUAAAUACUGCAAUAAAUUAUUGAUAAUUUAA